Centruroides sculpturatus (bark scorpion) is the source of this 772-nucleotide messenger RNA. RefSeq lists its product as uncharacterized. NCBI's taxonomy places the organism in Eukaryota, Metazoa, Arthropoda, Arachnida, Scorpiones, Buthidae. The coding region runs from base 280 to 723 and encodes 147 amino acids. The record is from RefSeq and is a predicted model, not a curated record. The transcript has 4 exons.
UAUUUAAAUUUCAUAUUCGAUAAAUUUCGCAUUCGAUUGAGUUCAUUCUUUGAAAUAUAGAUUUGUGGUCAAAUAAAUUUGACUUACAGAAUUAAUCAACAGUAAUAAAGAUAGAGCAUUAGUUAUGUCGAAAUGGAAUUGAAGUUAUUCCGAUUCUUGUGGAAAACUUAAUCAGUACUAGUUAUUUACAUUGAUCGAUUUAGGACGGAAAAGAAAAUUUGAAAACAAAAUCCAAAUACCACUGAUGUUGCACAUACGUUAGGUAAAGGUGGCAAUAACAUGGAUAUCGAUCAAUCAGAAAUAUCAAGAAUUUCAGAUGAUAAUAUUGACAACCACGAAAUUGUUGACAUCUCGGAUGAAGUGUCUAAUGAAGUCUUAACCGAAUCUGCUAGACAUGGAGAAUCAACAAAUCUUACAUCAUCCGCGAGAAAAUUAGGAGUAGAUCGCCAGUCACGAAAAUUUAGAAUUCCUGUCACAAUAUGGAUACUGGUCACAAUAUUAUGCCUUUCAGCAUUGGUUUUCGAAGUUGUACUUUGGGGACAAACUGGUUUUGGAACUUUACCCAAAAUUUUUCUGCAAGUUUUUGUCAUCAUCAUCAUUAUAACGGCUUUAUCUCAGAUUAUUGUAAUCAAAUGGUCGAAUGAAUUAAAUACUAUGGAAAGUAUUACUAAUUUAAUACACAAUUAUACAUAUAAUAAGAACACUCGGGUCUCACCAACUUAACGGAACUUUCAAUAAGAUAAGGUUAAUAAACAUUAAUUAUUUUUCAGCA